UUGAACAAAUAUAUACAACCUGGACAGUCAAUAACAUUCUCUUAUCUAUUACAUAAAGGAAAAUAUGAACCACCAUUCCUCUUCCUUGAGAAAUCUUUAAUCCCAGAAGAAACUGAUGCUACUGAAGUAAUUCAAAUCAAGGGCAAGUUCUCAUUCCUUGUUGAUGGUUGUGAUGCAGAAGCUGGCUGGAAACUUCGUACUUCCAAUGAUAAAAUUAUCAAUAUGAUCACACUUGGCAAAUUCAAAGCUUCAGAAUCAAUGAAGAGUAAGGACUUCGAUGUAUCCAUCACACCACCAACAGGACUUGGAAAGUACACAUUAUAUGUUUAUACAUAUACUAUGAUCUUGAAUCAUUGCUUUAUGAAGAAUUCCAUUUACAGUUGUUCCUCCAAAUACAGACCAAAGUUUAUGUUCUUCCUCUGA
Messenger RNA from Trichomonas vaginalis G3, 423 nucleotides. RefSeq lists its product as uncharacterized. NCBI's taxonomy places the organism in Eukaryota, Parabasalia, Trichomonadida, Trichomonadidae. The transcript has a single exon. The record is from RefSeq and is a predicted model, not a curated record.